Messenger RNA from Perca fluviatilis (European perch), 1443 nucleotides. Its product is annotated as D(1)-like dopamine receptor. The transcript has 2 exons. NCBI's taxonomy places the organism in Eukaryota, Metazoa, Chordata, Actinopteri, Perciformes, Percidae. Gene Ontology annotation, molecular function: G protein-coupled receptor activity. The record is from RefSeq and is a predicted model, not a curated record. Bases 1 to 1443 code for a protein of 480 amino acids. Gene Ontology annotation, biological process: adenylate cyclase-activating adrenergic receptor signaling pathway. Gene Ontology annotation, cellular component: membrane.
AUGGAAAACACGACGUGGAGUAAUUUCACCCGAGUUCUGUCGGAGCUGGACGGGCCGGGCGGCGGGGGAGAGGGAGAGGAGGAGGAGGACGGGGGAGGCGGCAGGGGACUGCGCGUCCUCGUCGGCUGCGUCCUGUCCCUGCUCAUCGUGUCCACGCUGCUCGGGAACGCGCUGGUGUGCGCCGCGGUGGUCCGCUUCCGCCACCUGCGCUCCAAAGUCACCAACUUCUUCGUCAUCUCGCUGGCCGUGUCGGACCUGCUCGUGGCGGUGCUCGUGAUGCCCUGGGAGGCCAUCACGGAGGUGACCGGCACGUGGCUGUUUGGGCGCUUCUGCGGCGUCUGGAUCGCCUUCGACAUCAUGUGCUCCACGGCGUCCAUCUUGCACCUGUGCAUCAUCAGCGUGGACCGCUACUGGGCCAUCGCCAGCCCCUUCAAAUACGAGCAGAAGAUGACUCAGCGGGUGGCGUUUGUCAUGAUCGGGGUGGCGUGGUUGCUGUCCAUCCUCAUCUCCUUCAUCCCGGUGCAGCUCAACUGGCACCGCAGGAACUUCACAAACAGCAGCAACGCCAAUGCCAGAAGCUGCGUCGCCAACCUGAACAAAACCUACGCCAUCUCUUCCUCACUCAUCAGCUUCUACAUCCCGGUGGUGAUCAUGAUCGCCACCUACACCCGCAUCUUCCGGAUCGCUCAGACCCAAAUCCGCCGCAUCACCUCUUUGGAGCGGGCGGCGGAGCAGGCGCAGAGCCACGGCCACGGCGCCAACCGGAACCGGCAGCAGCAGCAGCAGUGGCAGCAGCACCCCCGGACCAAUGACGAAGCCUCGCUCAAGUCGUCGUUUAAGAAGGAAACCAAAGUCCUGAAGACGCUCUCCAUCAUCAUGGGCGUCUUCGUCUUCUGCUGGCUGCCGUUCUUCGUCCUCAACUGCGCUGUCCCGUUCUGCGACCCGCCGUGCGUCAGCGACGCCACCUUCACCGUCUUCGUGUGGUUCGGCUGGGCCAACUCCUCGCUCAACCCCAUCAUCUACGCUUUCAACGCCGACUUCCGCCGCGCCUUCGCCACCAUCCUGGGCUGCGGCCAGAUGCGCUCCAACAAUGCGGUGGAAGCGGUGAACUUCAGCGACGAGCUGGUUUCCUACCACCACGACACGACGCUCCACAAGGAGGCGGCGCCGCAGCUGGCGCCGACCCAGCCACUUCCCCGCAACAUCAUUGUCGGGUCCGAUCACCUGGAGGACGUGAGCGCGCAGUUCGACGAAGAGUCGAUGAUCUCCAAUGCUUCUCGGAGCUGCAACAGACUGCUGCUGCUUCCCGCAACCGUGCAGCUCGAGGACGACCACGAAAUCUCCCUGGAGACGAUCACGCCGUUCACGUCAGCGGCUGCGGCGGCCGCGGGGGGGCUGGAGAGCGAUGCACUGAUACCAGGACAAGUCCACCACGACGGCUAG